Messenger RNA from Impatiens glandulifera, 1361 nucleotides. RefSeq lists its product as uncharacterized. The transcript has 8 exons. Bases 150 to 1211 code for a protein of 353 amino acids. Lineage: Eukaryota; Viridiplantae; Streptophyta; Magnoliopsida; Ericales; Balsaminaceae. The record is from RefSeq and is a predicted model, not a curated record.
AGUUUGUAUCUUUGUCAAUUCUCACUCUUUGACUCCAGCACAGCCGGUCAUAACACGAUCUUCAUCGUCAAAAUUACCCGCCUGCGAUCUUUGAUUUUCGUGUUGGCUACGUAAUGGGAAAAAGGUAUUCUUACAAACAUUAAGCCACAAUGCGUGCACCAUCACUUUUUGCACAGUGCUUGCCUGGCUUGCUACUACCUCAUGACCAGGGGAGUCACAGCUUGUCUGCCAUUUCUGAUAGAGAUAUGAAUAUUUCCUCACCAGCUGUGGAGAUUAUCCCAUCUAAGAUGACUCAGCCGUAUAAAUAUGCAGGGGAGAGUAUUGACUUACAUGGAUUCAAUGUCUUCAAGGGACGGGUUAGUGUUGCGGACCUAAUUGGGUUAGCUGGUUCAGAAAUCAUGCCUUCAAAACCUGACGGAUCGGUUAAAGCUGGGGAAAUCUCAAUUGAUCUUGUUAAUGUUCUUAAACAUGAGAUUCGAGAUGGGCAGUUAAGCUUUAGAGGGAAAAGGGUGCUUGAGUUGAAUUGCAGCUAUGGUCUUCCUGGGAUUUUUGCUUGUUUGAAGGGAGCAGCAACAGUUCACUUCCAAGACCUUAAUGCAGAAACUGUAAGAUGCACAACCAUCCCGAAUGUGAUGGCUAAUCUUGAACAGGCUCGUGAAAGGCAAAGCAGACAACCAGAAACCCCAUUGACUCCAUCAAGGCAAAACCUCACCCCAUCAGUACAAUAUUUUGCAGGAGGAUGGGAAGAACUUCCUACUGUUCUAUCUGUUGUAAGAAGUGAUCAACCUUCCGAAGUGCCAACUGUUCCAAGACUAAGCUACUCUGAAGAGGAUCUCAUGGAUGCUUGUAGCAGCCAAGAUGAAAGCAUAGUGGCACACGAGUCUUCCUCAAGGCGGUCGCGAAAGCUCUCAAGAAGCAGCAGGGCAUGGGAGAGAGCUUGUGAGACUGAACAGGAUGAAGAUGGAUAUGAUGUGAUCUUAAUGAAUGAAAUCCCUUGCUCCUUAACAUCAUUGAAGAAGAUAUAUGCCCUCAUCAAAAAGUGUUUGAAGCCUCCUUAUGGGGUGAUAUUUCUCGGGAUGAGAAAGAACUAUGUGGGAUUCAACAGUGCUGCAAGGCAACUAAGAAGCUUGGUGGAUGAAGAAGGAAUAUUUGGGACACAUAUAGUGAAAGAGACAGCAGACAGAGAGGUUUGGAAAUUCUUCUCGAAAUGAAAGAACUGAGCCAAAACCAAAUCAUGAAUGAAGUAAGUAAUUCUAACUCGAGAAUUUUAUUCAUUUGUUCUUUUGUCUAUGGACGAUCAAUAAAUAAUAUGCCGAGAAGGAGAAGAAGAAGCAGUAGAAAAAGAGAGUUUGUUGCACAAC